CAAUACAGUUAAUGCGGCCCCGUUUGAUAAAGGAAGCAGACAGGAAGAAAUGGUAACACGAUGUAUCGUAGAAGUCCUGUCCAAUGCUUUAGCUAAACCUAAUGCACCGCCCAUUGACCCAGAAUGUAAGGAAAUCCUUAAAAAAAGCAGCAGACACAACCAGGAUGAAGAAGAGGGUGAGCUGAAACAGGACGAAACAAGAACUAUAAAGGACCCUGGAACCCUAGAACAUCACCAACAUGAUAGCAAAGAAGAAGCUAGAGAGAGUCCAGAUUUACAAAAAGAAUAUGAAGAGAAGCGCCAUCAUGCAGAAACUGAAAACAGAGAGGACGAGGAGGAAAAAGUAAAAGAAACAGAACAAUUUGAUGAAAAAGAGGAAAGCACAGGGCAUUCUAAAGAAAGAUCCUUUGCUGAGGAUGAUGACAAAGAAAGAGGAGAUCACAAAGACCAUUACGAGAAAGAAGAUAUAGAAAAAAUAAAUAAAUACCAUGACUCACAAGAACAUGACAUUUUUGGCAACAGAGCUUAUCACACAGCUAAACAUACAGAGGCAUUCCCUGAAGAAGACAAUGAGGAGGAUGCCAAGAACUUAGAAGAAAUUAUAAAGAGACACCCUCUAAACAUAAACUGGAAGAAACUUUUGCAGCCAGAGAAAUUCCAUUCCACUCACUCCAGUGAAGUGCCAGAAGAAAAUGAUGAAUGGGAAGAAGAAAAAGAAAAAAGAAGCUUUAAACCAAAUCAUGAAGAGCUUAGACAGAGACUCUUUGGUUAUGAGGAAAAGCGAAGUCAUCACGAAGAACCAAGAAAUCACCUAACAGAGGAAAAGACAUCAUACUCUAAGGGACAAAGGCCACACUUAGGAGAAACUUCCUUGGAAAACCGCAUGAUUAAAAAUUAUUUUGACAAGAGGUCCCAUCAUGACAAAGAAAGUUCAGAAGAAGUUAGAGAGAAGAAACACCACCACCAAGGCAGCGAGGAAGAGAUAGAACACCAUGACAGCAGUGAAGAAAGCAAUGAAAAAGAACUGACUGGUCAACACUAUGAAGAAAAAAGGCGACAUGAAGAAAGAAAGAGGUGGCCAAGUCAACAGAAUUCCAGACUAAAUUACGAAGAAAGCAAUGAGGAUAGUGAAGAGAGCAAUGAAAAUAUUGAUAAGCGUCAUGAGCAUGAACAAGAAAAAGAAAAUUUGUAUAAAAAACUAAAACAUCAUCUCCAGGAGAGUGACGAGGAUGAACCAUUUAAACAAGACAAGAAACAAGAUGAAAAAAGGUACUACAUUGGUGAAGAAAUGGUGGAUGGGAUGAAAAGAUAUUAUCCAAAUUUGUCUCAAGAGAAAGGCUUAAGACAAUAUGAGGAAAAUAAAAAUCAUUAUAGAGAAGACAGUGAGGAGUCAAAUCUCCCAGACAAUGACAUGUACAAACAAAACUAUGCUAAAGAAGAGAGAAGGUCUGUUGAUAAACACAGACUCCCCAAUGAUCCUCUGAAAUGGCAAAGCAGAUACUUUGAGAACGCUGACCACAGUGAAGAAGACAGGAAGAGAAGCUUACAGGUCAAAAACAUGUUUCCAGACUAUGGCGACUACGAUUUAUGGGGAAAAAGGCAACUUGUUGAAGAUGUGAACCAUCAGUAUGGUGGUAAUAGAAGCCCUGCUAAAACGCACAAAUUUGAAGAAAAAAGAGAGUAUGACAGGAUGGAUGAAUUGGCUCAGCUGCUAAAUUACAAGAAAAAGUCUGUUGAGUUUCCUGAGUUCUACGACUCCGAAGAGGUAAAAAAGCGUCACUAUGAUGAGAGAGGGAGAUUUAGAGAGAGACCUUUAACUGAAGAAGAGGAGAAAGAAUUAGAGAACCUGGCAAUUAUGGACCUGGAGUUGCAGAAAAUUGCUGAAAAGCUAAGCAAUAACAGACAAGGCUGAGACACAAAGGACUGCAAUACCUGUAGCUGAACGCUAUACUAUAUUUAGCUCAAACAUUCCUACAUUUCUUGCCACUGCCUCUUCAAAAAAGAAAAAUGUUGUUUAACCAAGAAAAAAGUCAUCGUUCACAAAUAGCAUUUUACACUGUCAGAAAUGUACGAUACAACUUUUGCUGUUGAUAGAAAAAACAAAUAACAUAUAUUCAUACACAUAGAAGGGACAUUUUAUUAUGCUUGUGGAUAUGUUUUAUGUGUAAUUGUACUUUAAUACAUCUAUGUUCUGAGAUUUGAAAUAAUAAAAGCAAACUGAAUCUUGCAUUGGA
Nanorana parkeri is the source of this 2234-nucleotide messenger RNA. RefSeq names its product chromogranin B (gene CHGB). Lineage: Eukaryota; Metazoa; Chordata; Amphibia; Anura; Dicroglossidae. Gene Ontology annotation, cellular component: secretory granule. The record is from RefSeq and is a predicted model, not a curated record. The transcript has 4 exons. The coding region runs from base 50 to 1912 and encodes 620 amino acids.